AUGAGAAUUGAGAGAGACAUAAAAAGAUAUGCGGAUGAGAAGGCAAGAGAUGAAGCAUUUGCAAGAGAAAGGGAGUAUGUACUCAAACAAGACAUGGACAAGAAGGAUCGGGAAACCAUGGCUAUGGAUACGAGCCAUAUGUCCCUUAAAACAAAGUCAUUUUGGAAGUUAGAACGAAGGGAUGUCAUGAGGAGGCUUUUCCGUGACGAUGGGCCAAGCAAUACUGAUUAG
Messenger RNA from Prunus armeniaca (apricot), 231 nucleotides. Lineage: Eukaryota; Viridiplantae; Streptophyta; Magnoliopsida; Rosales; Rosaceae. The record is from the annotation of a GenBank genome assembly.